Molecule: messenger RNA, 632 nt
Organism: Dreissena polymorpha
Lineage: Eukaryota; Metazoa; Mollusca; Bivalvia; Myida; Dreissenidae
Exons: 3
Coding region: 1-543 (180 amino acids)
Source: RefSeq, a predicted model, not a curated record
AUGCGUGCAAACGAUGCGUGCAAACGUAGUCCAGAAAAGAAUGCAUCGUUUACUGUGGCACAGGAUGCGUGCAAACGUAGUCCAGAAAAGAAUGCAUCGUUUACUGUGGCACAGGAUGCGUGCAAACGUAGUCCAGAAAAGAAUGCAUCGUUUACUGUGGCACAGGAUGCGUGCAAACGUAGUCCAGAAAAGAAUGCAUCGUUUACUGUGGCACAGGAUGCGUGCAAACGGAGUCCAGAAAAGAAUGCAUCGUUUACUGUGGCACAGGAUGCGUGCAAACGGAGUCCAGAAAAGAAUGCAUCGUUUACUGUGGCACAGGAUGCGUGCAAACGGAGUCAAGAAAAGAAUGCAUCGUUUACUGUGGCACAGGAUGCGUGCAAACGGAGUCCAGAAAAGAAUGCAUCGUUUACUGUGGCACAGCAUGCGUGCAAACGGAGUCCAGAAAAGAAUGCAUCGUUUGCCGAAAAACAUCUCCAGAUUUUAAAGAAAAAAUGGCAAGAGAUGAACCUGCUUCCUCGCCACCGAGGGAUACAACCAAACUAAGAAAUGACUAAUAUUAUAAGAACGCUAUUUAAGACGCAAAUAUGGUCAGCAUAACUGGAACACGACGUGGAACACAACGCCAGUGAAAU